This is a messenger RNA of Molossus molossus (Pallas's mastiff bat), 4142 nucleotides long. It is a transcript of the gene NSD2, whose product is annotated as nuclear receptor binding SET domain protein 2. The record is from RefSeq and is a predicted model, not a curated record. NCBI's taxonomy places the organism in Eukaryota, Metazoa, Chordata, Mammalia, Chiroptera, Molossidae. Gene Ontology annotation, cellular component: chromatin; nucleus. The coding region runs from base 48 to 4127 and encodes 1359 amino acids. The transcript has 21 exons. Gene Ontology annotation, biological process: regulation of DNA-templated transcription. Gene Ontology annotation, molecular function: histone H3K36 methyltransferase activity.
GUUUUCCUGACAGUGUAGUGUUCUAAGAACCGAAGCAGCUGAACUGAAUGGAAUUUAGCAUCAAAAAAGGUCCUCUUUCCGUUCAGAAGGUUGUGAAGUAUCUGAGGAUGAAGCAGGCUCCGGAAAUCCUCGGCAGCAGCACCGGGAAGGCCCCGAGCUGCGAGGUGAACCGGGAGUGCUCCGUGCUGCUCGGCAAAGCCCAGCUGUCCGCCACGCUGCAGGAGGGUGUCGUGCGGAAAUUCAACGGCCACGAUGCGCUGCCCUUCCUCCCGGCGGAGAAGCUGAAGGACCUGACCUCCCGGGUGUUCAAUGGAGAGCCCGGUGCUCACGAUGCCAAACUGCGCUUCGAGUCCCAGGAAGCGAAAGGGGCUGGGACCCCGCCCAGCACCACCCCCAUCAAAAACGGCUCUCCAGAGAUCAAGCUGAAGAUCACCAAGACGUACAUGAACGGGAAGCCUCUCUUUGAGUCUUCCAUCUGUGGGGACGGCGCUGCGGCAGUGGCCCAGCCAGAAGAAAGUGGACCAAAGCCAGGAGACAAGGCAAGAAGGAGCAGGAAGAGGAGCGUGAAGCAGGGCUCCACGCCGGAGCAGGGCCUUGCCGUCACCGUGCUGGGGGCCGAGGCCGCGAGCCCCUCAGACAGAAAGAUUCCAGCUAAGAAAGAGCCCUGCCCAGGCACCGGCAGAGACCAGGAGCACCUGUUGAAGUACAGCAUUGGCGACUUGGUGUGGUCCAAGGUGUCCGGCUACCCUUGGUGGCCGUGCAUGGUUUCGGCCGACCCGCUCCUGCACAGCUACACGCGGCUCAAAGGUCAGAAGAAGAGCGCGCGCCAGUAUCACGUGCAGUUCUUCGGCGACGCCCCGGAGAGAGCCUGGAUGUUCGAGAAGAGCCUGGUAGCAUUUGAAGGAGAAGGACAGUUUGAAAAAUUGUGCCAGGAGAGCGCCAGGCAGGCGCCUACGAAAGCUGAGAAAAUCAAGCUGCUGAAACCCAUUUCGGGGAAAUUGAGGGCGCAGUGGGAAGCGGGUCUCCUUCAGGCCGAAGCGGCCGCGGCCAUGUCAGUGGAGGAGCGGAAGGCCAAGUUCACCUUCCUGUACGUGGGGGACCAGCUCUGCCUGAACCCGUACGCGGCCCAGGAGGCAGGCCUUGCUGUGGGGCCCGUAGGAAACACCGCAGGGGACCUCAGGUCCUGGAGGGAACAGGACGUCCCCGUCAAGAGAAGGCGGAGGGUCAAACUGUCUCGCUCUGCUGAAAGCCAGGACGGUGGCCCUGGGACAGUGACGACUCCGCAGAAGGGGGCUGAGGCCGACGCCAGGAGAGAAGUGGGGUCUCCUCCUGGGAGGAAGAAGGCUGUGGCCUCUGCUCCUCGAGGCAGAAAGGGAGACGCAGCAUCUCAGUUCCUGGUCUUCUGUCAGAGACACCGGGACGAGGUGGUGGCUGAGCACCCCGACGCGUCUGGGGAGGAGAUCAGCGAGCUGCUGGGGUCCCAGUGGAGCAUGCUGAACGAGAAGCAGAAAGCCCGCUACAACACCAAGUUCGCAGUCCGGGCCGCGUCUCCGUCGGAAGAAGACUCUGGUCAUUUAAAUGGGAAAAAAAGAAGCCACCCAAAGAGGACACAGGACCCCACAGAAGACGCCGAGGUUGAGGACGCGCCCAGGAAGAGACUCAGGGCUGACAAGCACGGUCUUCGGAAGAGAGAGACCGUUGCUGACAGAACAUCGCGGACAGGCUCCUGCCAGGCCAUCGAGGUGGCCUCCUCCCUGAAGAGCCAGGCAGCAACGAAACACCUGUCUGAUGCCUGCAAACCACUGAAGAAGCGGAACCGGGCGUCCGAAGCCACCGCCUCCGCUCUCACAUUUAGCAAGAGUUCAUCUCCCUCUGCCUCCUUAACCGAGAACGAGGUGUCGGACGGCCCGGGAGAUGAGCCUCCGGAGUCCCCAUGCGAAAGCGCGGACGAGACGCAGACUGAAGUGUCCUUCUCGUCUAAGAAGUCGGAGCGAGGAGUAGCUGCCAAGAAGGACCACGUGUGCCAGGUGUGUGAGAAGACGGGCAGCCUCCUGCUCUGCGAGGGGCCCUGCUGCGGGGCCUUCCACCCGGCCUGCCUCGGGCUGUCCCGGCCGCCGGAAGGCAGGUUCAUCUGCAGUGAGUGCACUUCAGGGAUCCACUCCUGCUUCGUGUGCAAGGAGAGCGCGGCCGAGGUCCGACGCUGCGCCGUGUCCCAGUGCGGGAAGUUCUACCACGACGCGUGCGUGAGGAAGUUCCCCCUGACGGUGUUCGAGAGCCGCGGCUUCCGCUGCCCGCUGCACAGCUGUGUCAGCUGCCACGCGUCCAACCCCUCGAACCCUCGCCCCGCGAAAGGUAAGAUGAUGCGGUGCGUGCGCUGCCCCGUGGCCUACCACGGAGGGGACGCGUGCCUGGCGGCAGGCUGCUCGGUGAUCGCGUCCCACAGCAUCGUCUGCACCGCCCACUUCACUGCGCGGAAGGGGAAGCGGCACCAUACCCACGUCAACGUGAGCUGGUGCUUCGUGUGCUCCAAAGGGGGAAGCCUCCUGUGCUGCGAGUCCUGCCCGGCGGCCUUCCACCCCGACUGCCUGAGCAUCGACAUGCCCGACGGCAGCUGGUUCUGCAAUGACUGCAGGGCGGGGAAGAAGCUGCAUCACCAGGACAUCGUCUGGGUCAAGCUCGGGAACUACAGAUGGUGGCCGGCAGAAGUUUGCCAUCCCAAAAAUGUCCCCCCAAAUAUUCAGAAAAUGAAGCACGAGACUGGAGAAUUCCCUGUGUUUUUCUUUGGGUCUAAAGAUUAUUACUGGACGCAUCAGGCUCGAGUGUUCCCGUACAUGGAGGGGGACCGGGGCAGCCGCUACCAGGGGGUCAGAGGGAUCGGAAGAGUCUUCAAAAACGCGCUGCAAGAAGCCGAAGCUCGUUUCCGUGAAAUCAAACUUCAGCGGGAAGCCCGAGAAACGCAGGAGAGCGAGCGCAAGCCCCCGCCCUACAAGCACAUCAAGGUGAACAAGCCGCACGGGAAGGUGCAGAUCCACACGGCCGACAUCUCCGAGGUCCCCAAGUGCAACUGCAGGCCCACGGACGAGAGCCCGUGCGGCUCCGACUCGGAGUGCCUCAACCGCAUGCUCAUGUUCGAGUGCCACCCGCAGGUGUGCCCGGCUGGCGCCGCCUGCCAGAACCAGCGCUUCAGCAAGCGCCAGUACCCGGAGACCCAGGUCAUCAGGACGGACGGCAAGGGCUGGGGCCUGGUGGCCAAGAGGGACAUCCGUAAGGGGGAGUUCGUGAACGAGUACGUGGGCGAGCUGAUCGACGAGGAGGAGUGCAUGGCCAGGAUCAAGCACGCGCAGGAGAAUGACAUCACGCACUUCUACAUGCUCACCAUAGACAAGGACCGCAUAAUCGACGCCGGCCCCAAAGGCAACUACUCCAGGUUCAUGAACCACAGCUGUCAGCCCAACUGUGAGACCCUCAAGUGGACGGUGAACGGCGACACUCGUGUGGGGCUGUUCGCGGUGUGCGACAUUCCCGCAGGGACGGAGCUGACUUUUAACUACAACCUCGACUGUCUGGGCAACGAGAAGACCGUGUGCCGAUGCGGAGCCUCCAACUGCAGCGGCUUCCUCGGGGACAGACCCAAGACUUCCACGUCACUGUCUUCAGAGGAGAAAGGCAAGAAGACCAAGAAGAGGAGCAGGAGGCGCAGAACCAAGGGCGAAGGGAAGAAGGAGUCGGAGGACGAGUGCUUCCGCUGUGGCGAUGGGGGCCAGCUGGUCCUGUGCGACCGCAAGUCCUGCGCCAAGGCCUACCACCUGUCAUGCCUGGGCCUGGGCAAGCGGCCCUUCGGCAAGUGGGUGUGUCCUUGGCACCACUGUGACGUGUGUGGCAAACCUUCGGCCUCGUUCUGCCACUUCUGCCCCAACUCGGUCUGCAAGGAGCACCACGACGGGGCGGCCUUCCGCUCCGCCCCCGACGGGCGGCCCUGCUGCUGUGAGCACGACUGGGGCACGGAGCCCGCCGGGGCCAAGGCCCAGAAGCCCUGCCCAGAGCCCGCGAAGCCGAAGGGGAAGAGGAGGAGGAGGAGGUGUUGGCGAAGGGUCACGGAAGGCAAACAGCAUGGGGGGCUUGGCUAGACCAGGGGCUGCCCA